UGCGUCUCCCCGCCGUUAAACGCUCCAGGUGCUUUUGUUGAGUUGUGACUUGCAGGGACUGCGGGAGUCGUAGGGAUGACACCUGGGGACCCAGGAGCCCUAGAAAUGGUGACAACCCCAGGGAGGGGCAGCACUGACAGGACAGAUCGCCCGGAGAAGUUUCUCAAGAGAAACCUGCAGCAAAGGACUGCCAGCUGCGCGUCCCCGCCCAGGACGCAGCCUGGAGGAGAGGCGGGAGGAGCUCGCACCACGCGCCUCCAGGGGGAUGCGCUACUUUCUCUCAAGAAAAACAUCCACGAACGAGGAAUAAACCCUCUUAGAAGAGCCGCCCACUGACUACGGAAAAGUGAUAAACAACUAAAAUAUCGGGUCUGUUUGUGGUUGAUGACGAUGCUGCGAAUCGGCUACAGGAAGUUGGCGUUCGGGAACGAACGAGGAGGGAUCUGGAAAUUUAGGGAUUUAUUGUCGGUCCUGGAAGAGCUGGGGGGACAGGGUCGCGGAUUGGAGACCCUGCUCCCCAAACAUUCAGAAAACUCGGGAGGAAACGGGUCCCCUCCGAGGAGAAAGGAGGCCCUGGGGACCCCCACACCGCAGCCCCUCCGCGCACGGACCCCGGAGCCCGAGGCCCGACCGUCCUGCGGACCCUCCCGCGGGCCCCGCACCGUCUGGGACACGCGGGGCUGCGGGCGCACAGCGGCCCAGAGACGCUCCGGCCCAAGUCGCCGCGCGCAGGGACCACAGGACGCCCGCGGCCCGGCUGCCGGCCCCGCCCCCACGCUGCGGCCGGAGGGGCCUGAGGGCCGAGCGGCGCCACCGCGGACUCGGGGCCGCAGACCCCCGGCGGGGACCGCGGGAGGCCGGGCCCGCCCCGCCGCUUCCCACCAGCCCCUCCUCCCGCGUCCUCAUCCCGGGGCUGAACUCUCACCAUUUCUAGGGCUCCUGGGUUCCCCGGUGUCCUCCCUACGACUCGGUACAGGUUACGGCACGACAGAGUCCUCUGCAGAGCAACGUGGGGCCUUUAAAGGCAGGCGACCGGUGGACAGAGCGACAGGAAGUCGGGAGUGGUUGUGGGGCGUCGCCCCACCCACCUGCCCCUCUGUCCUGAGUGACAGGGGGAUGGAGAUAAAGUCUCUGAGCCAACCCAGAGCUGGAAGUGGUCAUCUCUCGGGAUUUUCCCACUGAAAAGCGUUGCUACGAGGCCACUCGGGGAACUGUGACCGUUCUUUGCAAACACACUUAAAAUCACCUCCCCAUAUGUAAUAGUCUGACUCCACUCUAAACUUUGAUCUUCCACCCAGCGCUUCCCCACCCUCUCCUGUCAGACUUUAAGGAAUCCUGUGGCCUCCCAAGCCCUCAGCCCCGGUGGGAAGUUGGAACCCGCAGCCCUAGCUGGGCGCAGGGUCUCUUCUCAGUCUACCACAAGGUGUGAGGUGUGUUCAUUCAAGUCUCAGGUGUACGUUUUACCCUGGAGGGAAAUUUACUUUAGAUCGUUUUUUGAGUGUAUCCUGAAAGAACUUUGAAAUGUAAAAGGCUAUAAUAUCCCUAAAGUAAUUCAAUUUCUAUUUGGACUGUUAUAACUAAAAAACAAGAAAAGGGUAUGUAAAUGUGGGAUGUGCUGGAAAAUAUUCAUAUGAGUAAGAGUUUGGGAUGUAAAACUCUUUUUUAAUUGCAAAACUCAAUGCAUUUAUCCACUUACCUGAACUUUUUUUUUUUGAGAAACAAUACACAUACAAUGGAACGCUUUAAUGUGUAUAACUCACUAGUCUUCAGUAUAUUGACAGAUACUGUGCAAUCGUAACCGCAGUCAAUUUCAGAAUAUUUCCAUCCAUUAAAAAGAAAUCCCUCUACCCUUGACCUUUCACUACUCUAUCUUCCCACCAUCCUCCUCCAAGCAACAGCCGUAGACAGCCACUACUCUGUUUUGUGUCUAUAAAUUUCCGUAUUUGUUGACUUUCAUAUAAAUGAAAUUGUAUAAUA
This is a messenger RNA of Equus quagga, 1977 nucleotides long. RefSeq names its product sterile alpha motif domain-containing protein 1. The coding region runs from base 385 to 1182 and encodes 265 amino acids. The record is from RefSeq and is a predicted model, not a curated record. NCBI's taxonomy places the organism in Eukaryota, Metazoa, Chordata, Mammalia, Perissodactyla, Equidae. The transcript has 2 exons.